Molecule: messenger RNA, 1867 nt
Organism: Miniopterus natalensis
Lineage: Eukaryota; Metazoa; Chordata; Mammalia; Chiroptera; Miniopteridae
Gene: MFAP4
Product: microfibril associated protein 4
Biological process (GO): elastic fiber assembly
Source: RefSeq, a predicted model, not a curated record
GCGAAUAAAAACAUCUCCGGGGCUGAGCCAGCGAGAGUUAAUGUCUGUAGUACUCUGCCCCUGACAAGCCUAAUGAGACACAGGUGGUCCCCUGGCUCGAGCAGACGCUGGUUCAGUGCCCAGGAUAGGGAGAGGGGGGUUCUGCAGUUCCAGGGGGUGGGGCUGGGGCCGCUGGCUGGGGCCCAGCACAUAACUCUGGGCGGUUGCAGUCUGGGGCAGCAGACACCCAGCCGCUCUGAGCUGAACUGGCAGCAUGAAGGCCCUCCUGGCCCUGCCGCUGCUGCUGCUUCUCUCCACUCCCCACUGCGCCCCCCAGGCCUCCGGGAUCCGGGGAGAUGCUCUGGAGAAGUCCUGCCUCCAGCAGCCCCUGGAUUGCGACGACAUCUACGCCCAGGGCUACCAGGCCGAUGGCGUCUAUCUCAUCUACCCCUUGGGCCCCAGCGUGCCUGUGCCUGUCUUCUGUGACAUGACCACUGAGGGCGGGAAGUGGACGGUUUUCCAGAAGAGAUUCAAUGGCUCAGUGAGUUUCUUCCGGGGCUGGAACGACUACAAGCUAGGCUUUGGCCGCGCCGACGGGGAAUACUGGCUGGGGCUGCAGAACCUGCACCUUUUGACGCUGAAGCAGAAGUACGAACUGCGAGUGGACUUGGAGGACUUUGAGAACAACACUGCCUAUGCCAAGUACGUCGACUUCUCCAUCUCGCCCAACGCAGUCAGUGCCGAAGAGGAUGGCUACUCCCUCUACGUGGCAGGCUUUGAGGACGGCGGGGCAGGUGACUCCCUGUCUUACCACAGUGGCCAGAAGUUCUCUACCUUCGACCGGGACCAGGACCUCUUUGUGCAGAACUGUGCAGCCCUCUCCUCCGGAGCCUUCUGGUUCCGAAGCUGCCACUUUGCCAACCUCAAUGGCUUCUACCUGGGUGGCUCCCAUCUCUCCUAUGCCAAUGGCAUCAACUGGGCCCAGUGGAAGGGCUUCUACUACUCUCUCAAGCGCACUGAGAUGAAAAUACGCCGGACCUGAAGGGCUGGCCCCAUCAAGCCCCAACGCCCCUCCCGCUGCUCAUCUCCAUGAGUGCUCCCCUGCUCUGCCUGUGCACCCCCUCUCCUGCGCCUAUGCCCCCCACUGCUGUGCCCACUCCCUAUGCUAGUUCUGCAGCUCUCUUGGCACCCGCUUCUCAUAGGGGGCUUUAUGGCUCUAGCCCCAGCUAAUCCUGUCACACCAGAGCAUCCACCUCUAAGCCAGGCCUCUCCUCCCCUCCACCUGAGGCUAUGCUGCCAACCAGCUUCCCAGGCCUCCUCUGAAAGGCGUGCUCAGCCUGGACCUGGCUGGGCUCCACAAGACUCUUGGCUGCCUCAGCCCUGUACUGACACUGUGAGCCAGGAGCUGCUCUUCCAGGCUGCAGGCUCUCAUGUUCCACUUUAGCUAGCCUCCUUAUGGUGGGCUCAUCUGUCGGGGCCAGCCUGGCGUGCUGGUCUGAUCAGCACCCAGAGUGUCUAGACCACCUGCCUGACCACCAUUACCACCCCAGCAGCCCUCUGGCUGUUCUCAAAGUGUCUCUUAUCCUUCGCUUCCCUCCCACCAACUUAUUCUCUAGCGGUGAGCACCAUGGACCCCCUAGCCCCAUCUCACUAUCAUACUCUGCUUUCCCUGCCCCAUCCCAAGCCCCCAAAGCUCAAUGCUAAAACUGUUCUUCACCACAGCUACUGCACACCACCCUAAAACAGCCACAAUCGAGGUAGGCAUAGAUAUGAAGUCCUCCCACUGGUCAGGGCUGAGGUUUGACCAUGUGAGGGGCACAGGACAACUUCUGUGAGGCUGGAAGCAGGUGGGGAGUGGAGGGCUCAAUAAACCUCAGGACUGAAUGAA